CUCGACAAUAUUGUAGACGACAUGGACGAACUAAAUGCCAUACUAGAGACUUAUGCCAAUCAAAUUCAAACAUACUAUGAACAAGAAUACCAUCCAAGUAACGCUUGGUAUCCUUUAUUCUACGAAGAGCAAAUAAAACAGGAUGACAAAGAUUGGGUAAAACAGAACUACGAAACGUUUCUGAAAGGAACUGCGAACGAAAUAUUGUACAAUAGGUGGUAUCAUUCGGAUUCAGGUUAUAUUACGGCAUUGGAAUAUGCUCCUAAUGGUUCUCAUAUUAUCGCUGGUCACUCGUCUGGAUUAAUACAGAUGCACCAUGGCCGCACGGGAGCUGCCUUGUACACUCUGCGCAGUGUCCAAUUUCCACCAAAGCCCAUAUACGCCCUGGAACACAGUCAUACGGAAGAACGAGUCUGCUAUGCUGCCUGCGUGGAUGGAACUAUUUAUCGCAUCGAAAUUCCAUUUAUACCAGACGCGGUAGAGGAUGAAAAAAGUUACGGUAUAAAAGUGAAUCCAGGCCUAGACUGUCUACAGAUGCAGUAUCAUGCUGCUCCAGGACCAUCAUUGUGCUCUGCUCCUUUUAUUACACAACGUUCGCCGGCGCUCGCUCUGGGGAUAUCCGCAGACUCCGCCAACAUGGUCGUCGGCUACGGUGACGCCUCCAUAAAAGUGCACGACAUGGAGACACAGCAGGCAGUCCGUUCAUUCAAAGUUCACAAGCUGCGUCUCCAGUUUAUCCCAAAGAAACUGCAACGCAUGCACAUCGGACAGGUGUGCGCCAUCAAGUGCCACGACGACAGGCCGUUUGUCUUCGCGAGUGCGGCGUGGGACAAGACUGUCAGGAUCUGGGACACGAGGUGCCAAGUUGGCUGCACGAUGACGUUCGAAGGGGUUGACGUGUGCAGUAACAGUAUUGAUUUAAAAAGAAACUUCUGCAUAGCAGGCAGUUGGCUACCCACAGAAGCUCUGACAGUGUGGGACAUCGCCGCUAAGAAGAAGGUGUCCAUCGUGCGCGUGCAGAACCGGCGGCCAGAUGUGGAUGGGGAGUACAUCUACGCAUGCCGGUUUUGGAAUUCUCGUAAGUACAACCGCAAAGCCAAAUACGGCAUCAUAGGCGGCAGCGGUACCAACUGCGUAGAGAUCAUUAAUCUUCACAACCGCUACAUAACUUGCUCAUACCCCGCCCAGGGCGCGGUGCUCGCCAUCACCAGCCACGAGGACCACAUAGCCUUCGGCGGCACGGCCCCAGUCUUGAACAUAGUGAGCUUCCACGACCCCAAGCAUGAGGAGUACCCGAAAGACAAUGUACACCAGGAAUUUGGUGACGUGGUUGUACAUGAUUUGGACGAUUGUGAAAGCCGUGCAUCGACAAUGUUUAGUUUUGUAUAG
This is a messenger RNA of Cydia amplana, 1389 nucleotides long. RefSeq lists its product as uncharacterized. NCBI's taxonomy places the organism in Eukaryota, Metazoa, Arthropoda, Insecta, Lepidoptera, Tortricidae. The transcript has 8 exons. Gene Ontology annotation, molecular function: protein binding. The record is from RefSeq and is a predicted model, not a curated record. Bases 22 to 1389 code for a protein of 455 amino acids.